Oncorhynchus gorbuscha (pink salmon) is the source of this 1737-nucleotide messenger RNA. RefSeq names its product cilia- and flagella-associated protein 221-like. The record is from RefSeq and is a predicted model, not a curated record. The transcript has 8 exons. Bases 569 to 1228 code for a protein of 219 amino acids. Gene Ontology annotation, cellular component: cilium. Lineage: Eukaryota; Metazoa; Chordata; Actinopteri; Salmoniformes; Salmonidae. Gene Ontology annotation, biological process: cilium movement; cilium assembly.
CACUGAAGCAUUACUAUGGCGACGAGAGUGUUUGGUGGAUGUUUUGUAGGUGAAACAACAGCCCUGUGUUUAAUGUAGAAGUGAUGGAAGUGGCACACACUGCAUCAGAGACAUUCACAGACAGUCAAAGGAAGAAGACACCCUCUACCCCUGUGCCAACUGGUGGAGGACAGAAAAAGAAGUCCCCCUGAUGUCCCUCAUCACCUACUAGAGACCCGUAGGACCCUUACACUUGAACGAUUUGAUACGUCUCAGUCAUAUGUUUGACAGGCUAUAUUCAGUCAAGAAGAAUAUGUUUAUUGUAGUAGAGUGCUUGGGCUAACAUGCUCAUGCUGCUAUCUGAGUUCCCAUAGCCUACAUUAUACAGUGUGUGGCUCCUCAGGCAUUUUGGUUUCUUAUAUUUCCAUUUUAGUCAUUUAGCAGAUGUUCUUAUCCGGAGCGACUUGCAGUAGUGAGUGCAUACGUUUUCAUACUUUCUUUUGUACUGGUCUCCCAUGGGAAUAAAACCCACAACCCUGGCAAUUGCAAGUGCCAUGCUCUACCAAUUGAGCCACAUGGGACUAAGCAGAUGGUGAAUACAGCUAUCUCAUUUAUAUUAUACUUAUACCUUCCAGAAACCUGUACCAAACUCAAGAGCAACAUUGCAAUCCAAGCAGAACCCUCAGCACUUCACUUCAGUGGGUUUAAACUGGGGAAGGACUAUCAGAGGAGCUUGCAUCGUCUUGUCCCCGGACUGUCCUACACACUGAAAGUACACUUCUGUCCUGACGAAUGGCGCUACUUCUAUGACUGUAUUCGGGUUCAUUGCAAGGGGGAAGAUAAUUUACAGGUUCCAGCCCAUGCCUACCCCAUCAUCGAUGACUUGCACAUCCCAACACACAUCACCAUACCAGCUGUCCCACUGGGCCAAAGUGUCAACCAUGUGAUCCCUCUGAGCUGCAGCUGUCCCAUUGACUUUGAGUUCCAGGUGUACAUCAUCCAGUCACACAAGGCCUUCUCUGUCCAGCCCCUGUCAGGAGUGAUUCCAGCCAAUGGGAAGGUGGAGGUGACCGUCACAUUCAGACCGUUCCAGUAUGACACGUCCCAGGUCACUCUACAGGUGGUCAUCUCCCAGUUCAACUCCAAACCCUACGUCUGCAGCCUCAGCGGGUCCUCCUCGCCCCAUUUAGAAAUGUUAAAGUCAACAGGAAAAAGACAUGGGACACGAGAAAUAAGUUUUGUUUGUUGACAGUCGAGGGCCUCCACCUGUCCCCUUGAGACAGCCUCUGACCAAAACCAAGCAGAGGUCAAUGCGGACACCUGAAAAGUCAAAGACUGUAAGGGAGAGAAGAGAGAGUGAUGCGAAGCUGAGCCUGAAGACAGCAGUUGAUGUGUCCGCCCCUGCUGGAGUGGUCAAGAUACUGAUACAACGGACUGAUAAACUGAGCUCUAAAGACCUGAGGGAAGGUACCCGGACAAGUUUUACACCAGUAAUCAACAUACAUGAGAUUUUCUCUAAGAGAUGAAGGAGUGUCAUUCACUAUUCACUACAUGAGAAACGGGGUUUGUCGGAUGACUUGUUUGCUAGUAUGACUGAAAGCUAACUCAGAUGAUUCAAAGUCUGGAAUGCUUAAUUCAUUGCCAUUUGGGUCUGCUGCAGACUGUAUUUGCUGUUACUAAGUUACAGAUAUACAGUUGAAGUCGGAAGUUUACAUACACUUAGGUUGGAGUCAUUAAAACUUGUUUUUCAACCAUACC